GCAUCCACGAUUUCUUGUCGUCACUAUAAGCAUUACUCGUUGCAAAAUCAGCAAAAAUUCAUCAUUUCCAAAUCAUUAGGAAGCGACACGAUUGCAGUUGAUGAUGGCAGCACUGAAAUUCGGUGGCAACAUGUACACGGCACUCCGAUCAUCGAAGCAUCUCUAUCGCUCUUCCUCUUCCCAUCUUCUCUCCGCUAAGUUUCUCAUGCAAAUUCCUUUCACUCGCAAGAUGAGUGUAGAUGCUCGGAGUAUUGCUUCCCAGCUUAACAGUUCUGGGCUGUUGAGAACACAGGGCCUCAUUGGAGGGAAAUGGAGGGAUGCUUAUGAUGGGAAAACCAUAAAGGUUAUUAAUCCAGCUACUGGUGAAUCUAUAGCAGAUGUAGCAUGCAUGGGUGGAAGGGAAACAAAUGAUGCAAUUUCCUCUGCUUUUGAUGCUUUUAAAUCAUGGAGUAAAAUCACUGCUGCUGAGCGAAGCAAAUAUCUGAGGAAAUGGUAUGAUUUGCUCAUGGCACAUCAAGAAAAGUUAGCACAACUUAUUACCUUGGAGCAAGGAAAGCCUCUUAAAGAGUCUAUGGGUGAGAUAAGUUACGGUGCUGGGUUUAUUGAGUUUGCAUCAGAGGAGGCAAAGCGUAUAUAUGGGGAUAUAAUUCCUGCACCUCUAUCUGAUCGGAGGUUAUUUGUUUUAAAGCAGCCUGUAGGGGUUGUAGGUGCAAUUACACCAUGGAACUUUCCCCUUGCUAUGAUUACCCGAAAGGUUGGUCCAGCCCUUGCAUGUGGGUGUACAGUUGUCAUAAAGCCCUCUGAACUUACGCCUCUGACUGCUUUAGCUGCAGCAGAACUUUCUAUUCAAGCUGGAAUACCUGCGGGUGUUGUGAAUGUGGUUAUGGGAAAUGCUCCUGAUAUUGGAGACGCCUUACUAGCAAGUCAACAGGUUAGGAAGAUUACAUUCACUGGCUCAACGGCUGUUGGAAAGAAAUUGAUGGCAGGUUCUGCUGAGACGGUUAAAAAAGUAUCUCUGGAACUUGGUGGCAAUGCGCCUUGCAUAGUUUUUGAUGAUGCUGACCUGGAUGUUGCAGUGAAAGGAACGCUUGCAGCAAAGUUCCGUAAUAGUGGACAAACAUGUGUUUGUGCAAAUAGAAUUCUUGUGCAAGAAGGUAUAUAUGACAAGUUUGCAAAUGCAUUGCUUGAUGCUGUUCAGAGUAUGAAAGUUGGAGAUGGUUUUAGUGAAGGAGUGGCUCAGGGCCCUCUGAUAAAUGAAGCUGCUGUCAAAAAGGUUGACUCCUUGAUUCAAGAUGCUACAACAAAGGGGGCAAAAGUUAUUCUUGGGGGUAAAAGGCAUAGCCUUGGAUCAACUUUUUAUGAACCAACAAUCAUCAGUGAUGUCAACAAUGAGAUGCGUAUAUCAAGAGAGGAAGCAUUUGGACCUGUUGCCCCCCUUUUGCGAUUCAAAACUGAAGAGGACGCCAUCAAAAUUGCUAACGACACUAAUGCAGGCUUGGGUUCAUACGUAUUUACAAACAGUAUCCAACGAUCAUGGCGCGUGGCUGAAGCUCUUGAAUAUGGACUUGUAGGAGUUAAUGAAGGAGUAAUUUCAACAGAGGUGGCUCCAUUUGGUGGAGUUAAACAGUCUGGCCUCGGAAGAGAAGGUUCCAAAUAUGGGAUGGAUGAAUAUUUGGAGAUCAAGUAUGUCUGCAUGGGAAACAUGAACAAAGAUUGAAGUAUGAGGUGAUGCCUUGUAUGCAUGCAGAGACUGAGGGUGACUUGCAUCACAUCAGGGGCCAACUUAGUAAAUUGCGUUAAAUAGCAUUUUAGUCUUUAAAGUUGAAAACUUUUAAUUUAGUUUCUCAAAUUUGUGUGCGGACAUGUGCAGCUAGCACAAUUUUCCCCGUUUCAUUUUCAUGUCCCGCUAUGCUCUACACGCGAAUUCUACUUCAGUCUUUACAUUUCUUGAUUUAUUUAAAUAACGGAACUUAUCUCUUUUUUAAAUAAAUCAAAAGAAGCUCAAAUAUAAUACAAAGGAGAUUUUUUUUUAAUAACCAAUUUUUU
Vicia villosa (hairy vetch) is the source of this 2046-nucleotide messenger RNA. RefSeq names its product succinate-semialdehyde dehydrogenase, mitochondrial-like. Gene Ontology annotation, biological process: GABA catabolic process. Gene Ontology annotation, molecular function: succinate-semialdehyde dehydrogenase (NAD+) activity. NCBI's taxonomy places the organism in Eukaryota, Viridiplantae, Streptophyta, Magnoliopsida, Fabales, Fabaceae. Bases 101 to 1717 code for a protein of 538 amino acids. The record is from RefSeq and is a predicted model, not a curated record. The transcript is spliced from 20 exons.